Aethalodelphis obliquidens (Pacific white-sided dolphin) is the source of this 8048-nucleotide messenger RNA. It is a transcript of the gene MARCHF3, whose product is annotated as membrane associated ring-CH-type finger 3. Lineage: Eukaryota; Metazoa; Chordata; Mammalia; Artiodactyla; Delphinidae. Gene Ontology annotation, molecular function: zinc ion binding; ubiquitin-protein transferase activity. The transcript is spliced from 5 exons. Gene Ontology annotation, biological process: protein ubiquitination. The coding region runs from base 6516 to 7277 and encodes 253 amino acids. The record is from RefSeq and is a predicted model, not a curated record.
AAGCAAUUAUACUCCAGUAAAGAUGUUAAAAUAUUUUUUUUAAUUAUAAAAGAAAAUUGUAACACUUUUUACUGGUGAGGCUAGUGAUUUCUGGCUUCUAUCCUAUUCAAGUUGACUACUGCCACUGAAUACGAUGACACCUGUUUUCCUCCCACUGUGCACAUAUUAGAACUUUACAGUAGGGAUUAUACUUGAGUAGUCUCUAGGCUCUAUGGCUCAGUACAGAAUGGUAAGGUUUUAUGGUAAAUUGUCAGCAUAAGCAUGGCAUUCUACUAUAAUCAUUAAUUGAAUAAAUUAAAGUUUUAUUCGAUUGAAAAAAAAGAUGGCAUUAUACGGGGCAUGCGCAUGUGUGUGUGUGUGUGUGUGUGUGUGUGUGUGUGUGUGUGUGUGUGUGUAGGAUAUGCUUUUACUUGCAUUAGCCAAGAAGUCAGAACCUGAACAUAUGACUGGAGAUUCAAAUAUCUGAGUAACAAUAUUACUUUCUGACAGAGAACUAUUUACUAGAAGAUUCUCAGUAGGAAUUGAAUUGCUUUUAUUAGUUUAUUUUAAAUGUGCAUUUCCCUUUUGUACCUCUGUUUCAAAAGGGAGUAUUUACGCUAUUUCAGAAUGUGUGAACAUCCUCCAUUUACUGAGCCAUGGAAGAUGUUUUCUGCCAGUUCCCCGGUUCAGCAGCUCUCAGUGAGUUCCAGUUAAGCCAGAAAAAAACUGCUGCCAUCCUGCUCAUCGUCUUUGGCGAGCAUUUCCUAACCCAUCCCCCUCCUGCACAGAGCAGCGGAUCCCCACACUGGUGUCUGCAGGGCCAUUUAGGAAUCUCCUCUGAUCCCAUCCCUCUGUUAUUCCUCUUCUCACUGCUUUGCUAUUCUAUACUCAGUUUCCAACUUAAUAGAAAUGCAGGUGCGCACAUGAGCGUCUAGGUUUACCAAAAUACACAUUUUUCUUGAGUGCUUCCCUCUUGGAGUGUGUGGACAAAGCCAGCAUAUGAUCUUCCCAUUAUCACGCUGUUUUAAUGUCUAACUGACAGAUGCCUGUCAGUAAAACAAGGCAAUAAUGGGCAGAAAAUAUCUCUGCUCUUAGAGAGCAAAAAAGAAAGACCCUGGAUUCCUGUCGUCUCAGAGACACUUGUCAGCCGUUGUUAAGGAAGACUUAUAAAUGCCUCUGUGGCGAAUACCUCUGAAUGGCCUGAAUGUUUUCACCCUUAUUAGUGAGAAGGUGAAAAGGGAGCUGUUUCUCAUACAUGUGCAAGUUUCACCCACAUGCAGUUUCUUUCUUCCCCUAGUGGAAGCUUGCCCAUCGUGUUAAUGUGCCACCAUUGCAGCCUGGAGCUGGGUGUGGCCAUGCCAGAUGGCACCUGCAGGCUUCAUUGGACAGGAAUGGUUUCCUGAUGGGUCACAGACGAAGCCCAAAAAUCUAGUACAGACUUGAUGACCUUAGCUAGUCAGUCUGAAGUGGUGUAGUUCUGCCGACUGGCUUCUACACUGGCGGCACCUUCAGAUAUAUUCAGUGAAUGAUAAGACAGUGGAAGUCACUUGCUCACAGGAGCAAGUGACACCAAGUCAACUGUGCCGCAGUAAGCCGAAGAGGGUAGAUUUUAAGAUUGUUCUUGUUUUCCUAAGGGAUCGGUAAAUGCAGAAGACCUCUGUCUUCAGGGAGUGUUCAGCCUAGGGAAAGACUCUAUCAACCCUAAAGACAAGAGUCGUAUACCAAAGUAGGCAAGGGAAACAGUGCCUGGCCUUCCAGUGAGAAGAGAGAUACACAAUGGCAGGGACUUGGGCUCAGACAUAUUUUGUGUCCUUUUUCAUUACAAAUCCAGUUCUCUAUACUCAAGCAGAAGGGUUAGUUAUUGCGUGGUGAUUUGACUUUUUUUUAAAUUUCAAUAAAGACAGAUGGACCUUUAAGAAUAACAUAGAAAGCAACAAAAACAACUCAGUUACUAUAGGAUGUACCUAAAGCAACAAUUCCUUACUCUGAAAAUUGGCAGUCAAAGGAAAGAAUUAAGCAGUUAUUAUGGCUUCUCUGUGCAAAUUGUAUUUCAGAAUGACCAGAUUGCAAGUGUUGAUGAAGGAAAAUUCUUUUUCACAUGAGAACUCUAGCCACUAAAUGUGGAAGGGAAGUUAGAAUUGGAAAAGCAUAAUUCUGUAGCCCCCAAAUGAAAUCAUUGAUUCAAGCACCUGUCAUAAAUGGGAUGCAAUCAUUAGCCCAUUAGGUAUGUUAUGGGGAACUCCACAAUGGAGGAAUCAGGCUGCCCUCACCUGAACCCUCUAAAAGUGGUUCAUUGUUAUCUUAGGAGCCUGCCCGCUCUGAUGCAAUAGGUAAGUACACAACAUGAGCUAUUGUUGCAGAAGAGUUGAACUUGAACUUAAACCAAUCAGUAAGGUUCCAGAAAAUACAGGGGAUAGAAGAACAAGUUAAAUGAUACUACAAGAAAAAUUAAAAACGUAGCUAUUGGGAUGGGGCUUAAGAGGAGCCCUGUGCCAGUUUCUUUAGCAAGACAUUAGCAAGGGGGAAAAAGGGAGGUGGCUGUGUGCAAGUGAGAGGGACUUAGAUGUGUCCAAAUGUUACACCUUGUCUGGAUCAUUUAAACAAAGCAACCAUAAAAGAUUUUUCAAGACAGUUGGAGAAAUUUGAAUACAGUUUGGGUAACAGAUGAUAACAAGGAAUUAUUAAGUUUGUUAGGUAUGAUAAUGGUUUUGUGGUUCUAUAAGAAACGUUCAUAUUUUUAGAAAUUCAUACUUAAGUAUGUAGGGGUAAAAUGACAAUUUCUGAGACUUGCAUAAAAAUCUUAAUAGGGUGGAAGGAAGGAAGCAAGGGUGAAACAGGUGUAGCAAAAUCUUGCUAGGUCGGGAUGAUGAAGAAUAUGUGGGGUUACUGUAGUUUUCUCCCUAUUUGUUUGAAAUUUUUCUUGAUAAAAAUAUUUUUUAAAAAGAGUAACAGCUCUCUCAGAAGGUGGUGGGGAAUCCACUGGAGAUGUGAUUAGAAAAAGGUCAUUACCUGAUGGUCAAAAAUUUUAUGUUUUUUUCUUUUUUUUGAAGAUAUCCUUUAUUUUUAAAAAAAAGAAAGCUAGUUUUCUAAGAUUUGGGGGGUAGUCACUGGAAACCAAUUUCAUGGCUUCAUGUCAAGCAAUUGGAGGAGAAUUUGGGAGACAAAUAGUCUGCAAUGUGAAAGUGAAUGCUGAUCUUAGCUGGAAUAACUUGCUUUCUUCAGUGUCUGCAGUGGCUGGUCUCCAGGGACUUAUCUGGCUACAUGUGUUUUUCACAUUUAUUAGUGAAAUUGGAGAGUCAAGAGUAAAACACAGUCCUCGGGAACAUUGUGUUCAUUUGUGACACACUAGAGAUUUUUUAGCCCAUAAAGCAAAUGAACGAGCUCCAUAGGGGUAUAACUGUUAUUUUCACCCUCAAAGGCAGUAAAGACCCACUGUAUUUACUAAGUAAUUAGAGAAUAGAAAAUGAAUAGUGCUAUGAAAAUAGAAAAAUAGACUCUCACUAUUGCUAUUAAUAGUCUAAUUUUUUUGUCUGUUCUGAAGGAAAACUACCAUCAGAUGAAAAUUUCAAAGUAAAGGUAGACCUCUGCUUUAAUAUUUGGUUGUUUGGUCUUGGAUAAUAAGUUAAUUCAGUGUCCAUGUAAGGUUGUUUUUGUUUCUGUCAAACAAGAGGGGUCACAUUAAGGAACCUCACUCAUUGUUUUUGCAAGGACGAAUACACAAAGAAAUGAACAGACCAGAUAUUUGAUUUAGGACCUUCCUCCUGAGUGAUUGACUGGCCUAAGGGAAAACAGCCCUCCACUAACUGAUGCCCUGGAGCAUUUCUAGCAGACUUUAAACACUCUGCUCCCGUGGAGGCUUGGGGAGAGAGUGGGCUGGUUCUCACACUAAAAAAUGUCCAGAUGAAGCUGACACUCCAAUGGGUGUGGGCUGUGUAAGAUGCGGGGCCAAUGCAACCAUCAAUGUCAAGAUGCAGGGCAAGAUGGGACAGAGGAGCAAGUGCGGGAGGGGGCAUGUGCUCUACUUAGAAAACAGAAGGCCUGAGAGGCCCCUUUGAAGGGGUUUGGAAGCGCUUUGCAUUGAGGUAAAUAGGAAGUAUCAAUACGAAUGAGGCCCUUUUUGCCACCGAUUUCACGGUCCACAAGAAUCCAGAGUAUACAGCUGUCAAGAAGUUAAGUGAUAAAGUGAUCUCAGAUCACUUGGUCCUUGGCUGACUGUUAGUUUUUUCUUGUGCUUGUUUAUAUCUUGAUGGUUUAAAAGACUGGACACAUUCUAGGGAACCAAUAAAAAGAAACUGUGGUUUUUGUGUGUAUGUGUGAGCGUGUGUGUAGUGGAAGGAAAGGGGAGCAGUGUCCAAGAGCUGAGAAGAGUAAUUCCAGGGAGCAUUUCUGUGUUUUUUACCUAUGUUAUACAAGACUGUCAAAACAGAACUGUCAGCAGUUCUGCCCCCAAAAGACAUUCGCUUGGGAAGAUGGUAGGGUAGUAAGGAUGACUACAGAGGGGUGGGCUAGGCAAGGGGAUUAGAGGUAGGGUCUGGAAGGGACCUCUUCCCCACCCUGGUCCUCAGCUGAUAUGAGCUCACCCUGCUGCACUGCAAUCUUAAGCACUGCCGGUUACCAAGUGACCACCACAGGCCAGGCACAUACCUACCCCAGGUCCAGCAUGUCAGGGAGGAAACUGAGGCUUAGGGCCAAGUAAAUUUUGAGUAGCAGUUCAAAGCCAGGACUCCUUGAUCCAAAACUAGGGCUCUGUCCCCUCCCCAACAAAGGCUCCUAGAGGUACCCCUGAAUCCAAAGCCAAGUAUGUACAAAGGCAACACAGAAACACCCGGAGACUCUGACCACAUGGGAAAGAACAAGUGGCGUUUGGGGGACUUUCAGUAAUAUGAAGCAUAUGACAGGGAGCCCACCCAUAAUGCCAAAGACAGAGCUAAAAAGCAAAAUCCAAAAGAGUUUUUGUCUUUGCUCUGCACUUGCCUUACUAUUCCUUGGCGAGCUGAGUAACUUCGGAUAUCCUCGUGUGUAAAUGGAGGUCCACCAGCCAAACGUCUCCUGGGGCUCCAGCAAACACUGCAGGGAGAUCUGGGCCUCGGAGCCUGGCGGAAUGCAGAGCUUGGACCCUACCCCGUGAGAGAACAAGACUACAACCUCCCCAUGGUCUUGGUGAAAUGCAGCUGGGGAAAGCCCCAAGGAACCCUGGGGCUUAAAAUAAGCCACAGCUGGCUUUAUUCCAGGCUCUGGGAGGCUGGGGUCAAGAUGGAGCACACCUGUGUAGCUAGUACGGCGUUGUUUGUAUGGAGGAGGGUGAGAUACGGCUUGGAAUGGACCCCAAAUCAACUUCCUUUAAUGGCGGGCAUUCACUUGGAGGCUGGUGGAAGAUGUGUAUGAACCUAUCCACAAAUCCAGAACUUGUAGUCCUUAGAGCGUAUUCAGCCCUCAUUUGUAGCCAAAAUUUUUUCCUUCCAUAUCAUCAGAUAUCCUGGUCAACGUGCCCUACCCUCCAUACCUUCCUUACGCUGAACAGGUAGCCGUUUGGCACUGGGCACACUGAAUAUCAUUUGAAGCAUACACUUUUCUCAUCUCUGAGUAACGUCCCGUGAACAUCUCAUUGUGCUUUGCCUGCUCCCCUCUAUUUUUUAAACUUGACGUUUAAACUUUUCUGAUGUGCCCUGAUUGUUCCCGAGCCCCUGGAACUCAACCAGGCAGCUCAUGGCUCUCCUAGCUCAGCAGGGCUCCCUGUGCAGGACCAGUUGUUAUUUACAAGUGUGAUUCAGCUGUCGCUGUGCCUCUGAACACACAGGGUCGUUGUAGGAUUUUAAUUGCCAUUUUCCUCUAUAUAAUUAAAAUGAAGUGAAAAAAAUGGGAUAGCCUCCAAAAUCUGAAUUAAUUUCGUGAGUACUUCUUGAGGGGAAAAAAUAUGUAUAAAUAUGAUAAUCGUUACUUGAUUUGCCUUCAGCAGAACUAGAGGAUUUUACCUGGCUGGAAAAAAAUAUAUAGUCAUUUUAAAUGGAAGAAAAAUUAGCCUGAUACUUCUUGUGGCUGAGAAUCAGAAUUAAUAACGUGGAUGGGAAAUGAUAAAUAACUCUGGAUAUCAAUUUCAAAAAGAACAUUGGGAACAAGCUGUAACUCUCUCUGGAUCCAACUUGCCUUAUGCUGGUCUGGGUUUUUUUCUUUCCAUGGUUCAUCGUUGGUGUUUACCCGUUUCUCAAUAAAAUGCCAUAACCCCCAAAUCAAAAAUUCCUUCAUGCUCGGAAACAGGCAUUUCACCUGCUUGCUCUGCUCUGUAAGCGUGACAAUGAGCACGUAGCAGGGAAGAAUGAAACGACAAAAAGAGAAGUCGUUUUUUUGUUUGUUUGUUUUUUUAAUUCACUGGGCUCCCAGUGUUUCACUCUGCAGACUCAUCAAGCACCUGAUGGACAUGUUUAUAAAGACUUGGAUGGUCACUUUAUUUGGAAUGACAAACUCUCUGCUCUACAUAAUGAGAUGGAAAUCCUGUAUGAAUGUGGAAGCCAUUAGCAGAGUAAUUGCUGUCCGUUACCAUGACAACCAGCCGCUGCAGUCACCUGCCCGAAGUGCUGCCAGACUGCACCAGUUCAGCUGCACCCGUGGUGAAGACCGUGGAGGACUGUGGCAGCCUAGUGAAUGGGCAGCCGCAGUAUGUCAUGCAAGUUUCAGCCAAGGACGGGCAGCUGCUUUCAACAGUAGUGCGGACCCUUGCCACCCAGAGCCCCUUCAAUGACCGGCCGAUGUGCAGGAUCUGCCACGAGGGCAGCAGCCAAGAGGACUUGCUCUCUCCAUGUGAAUGUACAGGGACCCUGGGGACAAUUCAUCGGAGCUGCCUGGAGCACUGGCUGUCAUCCUCAAACACCAGCUACUGUGAACUCUGCCACUUCAGGUUUGCAGUCGAGCGCAAACCCAGGCCGUUAGUGGAGUGGCUCAGAAAUCCAGGCCCCCAGCACGAGAAGCGGACUCUGUUUGGAGACAUGGUGUGCUUCUUGUUCAUCACUCCUCUGGCCACCAUCUCGGGCUGGCUCUGCCUACGGGGCGCCGUGGACCACCUGCACUUUAGCAGUCGGCUCGAAGCCGUCGGACUAAUUGCACUCACUGUCGCACUCUUCACUAUUUACCUCUUUUGGACACUAGUGUCAUUUAGGUACCACUGUCGAUUGUACAAUGAAUGGCGUCGGACCAAUCAGAGGGUGAUUCUCCUCAUUCCAAAGUCUGUCAACGUCCCUUCUAACCAGAAGUCCUUGCUGGGCCUCCACUCUGUCAAGAGGAACUCAAAGGAGACGAUUGUUUGAUGUUUGUGUGUUUGGUUGGUUGAUUUGUUGUUUGGGGUUUGGAAGUUUCUGCACUGGGCCACCCCGAAACCCUUCCUCGAGCCCGUGGGUCAAAGAACAUCCAGAGCCAUGUCAUCAUGUCGCCCUGAGCAACGGACUCCGCCUGAAGAAAGCGAAUCGCUCUUUGACUUCAAAUCACGGAUGCUGCAAUCAUAUGAUAUUUGCUGAGCUGCCAAACAUGUUUAUUUAGCAGAUACUGUAUGGAAUUUUCUGAACACCUCUUUAACAUAUGAGGAAGGUUGUCCUGCUAAGGAUGCAAUUCAACUCUUCCUUUUUUAUUACUAUUUCAAAUAUAUAUAUAGAUAUAUAUAUAUAUUAAACUUAGAUGAUAAUCAAAGAUGAAAAGCCAAUGUUAAAACUGAUUUCAUGGUUGGUUUGGAUGGGUUUUGUUUGGGUUCGUUGGUUUGUUUCCCAGUUUCUACUGUAGAUUCUUUGGGGUAAUUUGAUAGCUUGAGUGUCUUUUCCAUCUCUUCCAUGCCUCUUACUCAAGGGGACAGCGUAGCAGCUGCAGGACAAGUCAUAUCUGAAGGAUGUUUUGUACUCAACUUCAUUUAAUUAUUCAGUUUUAAAGGAAAAACAAGCGUGGCGACUCUCCCCACAGUGAACUGUUUACUUAAAUUUCAUUAAGGAGAAAAACAAUUUAUGGUGAGAAGCACGCUCCUUUCAACUUGUUUGGUAAUGACAGCUGAUAGAAGCUAUUUUCUAAUAAUAAAUAUCCAGUGUGUGAAAGAC